AACCCGGAUUUUCUUUCUCACCAGGUUCGUUCCCUUUGGCUCUGGAGUUGCAUCCCGCUUGGCUUCCCCCAAACGAGAAGGGCCGAAGUGGGUUGCUGAUUUCUCCCCCCUUUCCAAGAACGCCUCUUCGUCGCCCUCCAAGAAACCCCCCCCCCCAAGAAUCUUCCUUAGAGGGGCAGCUUCCCCCCCCCCCCCAAAAUAUAGAAAGUCUUUGCAAAGAAACCCACUUCUCUACCCAGGUCAAAAUUGGGCCAAUUUCACCUUUUUAGAUGCUUUCUUUCCCGAAUAAAAUUGGGGAGGGGCAAUGUCCCCUUUUCCUUCGAUGCCAAAUCUGCCCGUCGGCUGGCAUCUGAAUUGUGCCAGUCCAGUAACACCCCUCUAUCCUCACCCCAGUUAAUCCAACAAUUUUCUUUCCAGUAUAUUUUUUUUCCUUUAAAAGUUUGUAAAGGCCUGAGCAGGGAAAGAGGCAGGACGGUUCCUAUCGGAAACCUUGCCCCCCCCCCAAAGACCCCUUCUAAGGUUUUGCAAUUUAGGGUGCUGCCCCGUUUUGAACGGGGUGUGUGUGUUUCCUUUUUCCCCUUCCUCCUUUUCCCCUCCUGACUCCCAUCGGCGAGGAGAACCGGAGGGGACCGAAUCACACCUUGGAAACAUGUUCAAGGGGGCGCGUGGGACCCCUCCUCACCUUUUUCCCGUAGAAAAACUCCGGAUGAACUGGCUGGAUCUUUGCCGUGCCUUGGAUUUGAUCUAAGCCGUGGGGUCCCAGUUCCUCUCCCCCACUUCUCCCCUCCCCUGCUUUGGACCUUCUCCCCCCUCCCCCCCCCCGAGAAGGGUCAGGGUACCCCCUUUGGCAUAGGGUGAAGUCUUAGGGGAUUCACCAUGGCUGGGGCCAUCGCCUCCCGCAUGAGCUUCAGCUCUCUCAAAAGGAAGCAGCCCAAAACUUUCACCGUUCGGAUUGUCACUAUGGAUGCUGAAAUGGAAUUCAAUUGCGAGGUGAAAUGGAAAGGGAAAGACCUCUUCGACUUGGUGUGUAGGACGCUGGGACUCCGUGAAAUGUGGUUCUUCGGGCUGCAGUACAUGAUCAAAGACACGAUAGCGUGGCUCAAAACGGACAAGAAGGUACUGGAUCACGAUGUCCCAAAGGAGGAGCCGGUUACUUUUCACUUCUUGGCCAAGUUUUACCCAGAGAAUGCAGAAGAAGAGCUGGUCCAGGAAAUCACCCAGCAUCUCUUCUUCCUACAGGUGAAGAAACAGAUAUUGGAUGAGAAGAUCUACUGUCCUCCAGAGGCAUCCGUCCUCCUAGCAUCCUACGCCGUGCAAGCCAAGUAUGGAGAUUACGACCCCAGUGUUCAUAAGCGUGGCUUCUUGGCUCAAGAGGAGUUGCUUCCAAAACGGGUGAUAAAUCUCUACCAGAUGACUCCAGAAAUGUGGGAAGAAAGGAUCACAGCGUGGUAUGGGCAACAUCGAGGCAGAGCCAGGGAUGAGGCAGAAAUGGAGUACUUGAAAAUAGCACAGGAUCUAGAGAUGUAUGGCGUGAAUUACUUUGCCAUCCGGAACAAGAAGGGGACAGAGCUGCUUCUGGGAGUUGAUGCGUUGGGCCUCCACAUAUACGAUCCAGAAAACAGGCUGACCCCCAAAAUCUCCUUCCCUUGGAACGAGAUCCGCAAUGUCUCUUACAGCGAUAAGGAGUUUACAAUCAAGCCUCUGGACAAGAAGAUUGACGUCUUCAAAUUCAACUCCUCAAAGCUGCGGGUCAAUAAACUGAUCCUUCAGCUCUGCAUCGGCAACCACGACCUAUUCAUGAGGAGACGGAAGGCCGAUUCCCUCGAAGUCCAGCAAAUGAAAGCCCAAGCGAGGGAGGAAAAAGCCAGGAAGCAGAUGGAGCGCCAGCGUUUAGCCCGAGAGAAACAGAUGAGAGAGGAGGCCGAGCGCACGAGGGAUGAGCUGGAGAGGAGACUCCUGCAGUUGAAAGAGGAGGCCACCAUGGCGAAUGAAGCUCUGAUGAGAUCGGAGGAAACCGCCGACUUGCUAGCUGAAAAAGCUCAGAUCACCGAAGAGGAAGCCAAGCUCCUGGCGCAAAAGGCCGCCGAGGCGGAGCAGGAAAUGCAACGGAUCAAAGCCACGGCGAUACGGACGGAGGAAGAGAAGCGGUUGAUGGAACAAAAGGUGUUGGAGGCUGAGAUGCUGGCACUGAAAAUGGCGGAGGAGUCUGAACGAAGGGCAAAGGAAGCCGAUCAGCUGAAGAACGACCUGCAAGAAUCUCGUGACUCUGAAAGGAGAGCCAAGCAGAAACUUCUAGAAAUUACCAGCAAGUCAUCCUACACCCAGCCCAUGAACGCCAGCACAACCGCCUUACCGGCUGACAUGUCAGCGUUUGGUGUAAUUAGCGAAAGCCUCUCCUUCGACUUCAAGGAUAACGACAUGAAGAGGCUGUCCAUGGAGAUCGAGAAGGAGAAGGUGGAAUACAUGGAGAAGAGCAAGCAUCUCCAGGAGCAGCUGAAUGAGCUGAAGACCGAGAUCGAAGCUCUGAAGCUGAAGGAGAGAGAGACCACCAUGGACAUCCUGCACAGCGAGAACCACGACCGGGGGAAUAGCAAGCACAACACCAUUAAGAAGCCUCAAGCCCAAGGCAGAAGACCUAUCUGCAUUUGAGACUUCCCAAGUAGCUUGUUGCAAGCUCACCUUACAGAGCACCAAAUCCCGCGUGGCCUUCUUCGAAGAACUGUAGGAGAAGACCGCCAAGUCGCUCCUGGGACGGCCUUUUUUUUUGCCUUGGGAGGACCAGCCAUAAACCGAGUCACAUUGCUUCUUCCCGAGCCAAGAGUUUGCAAGAGCGACUUCCCCUCGACGCGUUGCAGUGACUCGAGCCGGAAGACUUCGGUGUGAAACUUUGUAGAUCUUUAUAACCUCUCUAGAGCCAAUAAUUACCGUAUUUUUCGGAGCAUAAGACGCAUCCCCCCCACCCCUAAAAGAGGGUGAAAAUUUGGGUGUGUCU
This is a messenger RNA of Thamnophis elegans (Western terrestrial garter snake), 2992 nucleotides long. RefSeq names its product neurofibromin 2 (gene NF2). The transcript is spliced from 17 exons. The coding region runs from base 877 to 2649 and encodes 590 amino acids. The record is from RefSeq and is a predicted model, not a curated record. Gene Ontology annotation, cellular component: plasma membrane; cytoskeleton; filopodium. Gene Ontology annotation, molecular function: cell adhesion molecule binding; actin binding. Gene Ontology annotation, biological process: regulation of gliogenesis; regulation of organelle assembly; regulation of cell shape. Lineage: Eukaryota; Metazoa; Chordata; Lepidosauria; Squamata; Natricidae.